Molecule: messenger RNA, 3075 nt
Organism: Mugil cephalus (flathead mullet)
Lineage: Eukaryota; Metazoa; Chordata; Actinopteri; Mugiliformes; Mugilidae
Gene: tmem175
Product: transmembrane protein 175
Exons: 10
Coding region: 125-1660 (511 amino acids)
Cellular component (GO): endosome; lysosome
Molecular function (GO): proton channel activity; potassium ion leak channel activity
Source: RefSeq, a predicted model, not a curated record
UCCCCGCCCCGCCCCCCGCAUCAGCAGCAUCACCAGUCAGCUGUCAGUGGUCUGUGUGUUUGCAAACAGGUCCUGGUCCAUGGUCCCCUCCUCCUCGGUCCUGUAGCUCCGCAUUUCCUCCACGAUGGGAGAAAACGACGACGGCGACAUCAUCGAGCACCACGUGGAGGAGGAGAUGGAGAAGCGAGGCGCGGCGUCCUCCGCGUUCGUGGAAAACCUCACAGAGGCCCCCAGCAGCACCCAGUCCUCCCACAGACUGCUGGCCUACAGCGAUGCCCUCAUCUCCAUCAUUGCUACUGUCAUGAUAUUACCUGUUGCACACACCAAAGUGGAAAAUAGUGAGGAGCUGGCGGAGAGCGUUCAGCUGCUGUUGACGAAAAAGAUCGCCGUGUACUUGAUGACUUUCCUCAUUGUGACCGUUGCCUGGGCUGCUCAUAUCAGGUUAUUUCAGGUGAUCGUGCGCAUCGAUGACUGCCUGGCUCUGCUGAACCUCGCCUGCAUGAUGCUGAUAACGUUCCUGCCAUACACGUUUUCUUUGAUGGCGACCUUCCCCGAGCACAUCCUCGGGAUUCUGCUCUUCUGCGGCUGCGUGAUGGUGCUCGGCCUCAUUCAGUCUCUGAUCGUGCUGUACGCCUUCAGCCGUCCCUUCCUGCUGAACGAACAGAUCCAGAUCUCGGAGAACCAGACCUUCUACAAACACCACAUCCUUAAAGUCAUCAUGAGGGUUCCCAUCAUGUGCUUCUUCGCCAGCAUCUUCUCCUUCAUCUUCUUCCAGCUGUCUUACGUGCUUUUGGCCAUCGUCAUCUUUCUGCCGUACAUCUCCCAGUCUUUGAAGUGGUGUCGCAACAAAGCAAUCGGUCAAGUGGAGGAGACUCCAGACUCCAUGAUGUUUUACACCUACCUGCCCAACGAGCCGCUCAGCAAAGAGCGAGUGGAGGCCUUCAGUGACGGAGUUUACGCCAUCGUGGCAACGCUCCUCAUCCUGGACAUUUGCGAGGACAACGUUCCCGACCCGUCGGUCGUCCAGAAGCAGUUCGGCGGCAGCCUGGUAGCAGCUCUGCGGGCCUACGGUCCGGAGUACCUCGCCUACUUCGGCUCCUUCGCCACGGUCGGCCUCCUCUGGUUCGUCCACCACUCCCUCUUCCUCCACGUCACCAAGGCGACUCGCGUCAUGGGCCUGAUGAACACCCUCUCCCUGGCGUUCGUCGGAGGCCUGCCGCUGGCCUACCAGCUGACGCACGAGUUCCCGCGCAACUCCCGCAACGAACUGGAAGCCGUCCAGAUCAGCUGCGGGAUCAUUUUCUUCGCGGGCAUUUUUCAGCUCGCCCUCUGGGUGGUCGCGCUUUACAACGAGAGGGAGACGUUGCACCCUUAUGUGCGGUACGGCGGCCGCGAGCACGUGUUCAUGCUGGCCAAGCUGGCGCUGUACCCCUGCGUGGCGCUGGGGACGUUUUUCCUAACGUGCAUUUUGAGUAAAUUCAGUGCAGAUAUUUUCCACGUGAUGGAAAUCACCGUGCCUUUUGCGUUCCUGGUGUUGAGGCUCCUGGUGCGCGGCGGGCUAGCGCUGCUCCGGCUUCUGUUCUGCCCCGACAGGAAUGAUAUGAGGUCCGUUGUGGAGGAGGACGAAGCAAGAGUGCCAUUUAACCCUCUCGAUACCUAAGCUAGCUUGAUGGGACGUAACACCAGGAAGCGAAGGAAGCGAAGGUAGCGGCAGAGCUGCGAGGGCAGUGUUGCUUUAGGUCCUGGUCUGUGAGGGAGCUAGUGCUUAGAUUUGACCUCAACAAGAGACGAGAAAAAGUGGUUUGUUCUAUUGUCGACGUUUAAACUGGGAUCGUUUGAGGGGAACCAGCGCAACAAGGUUUAGAGAAACACUUUGUAGAGGUGAAGAACAGAGUCGGUCGGCGUUGAAACUGACAGCCAAAGCAUUUUCAUUUUAUUUGCACCAGUCGGCCACAACAUUAUGACCACUAACAGGUAAAUCAGUAAAUAUCAUUGACCAUCUUGUGACAAUUCAAUGUUCUGCUGGGAAACUUUUGGACCUUAUGUUCAUUUGUGUGGAUGUUACUUAGACAUGUGACACCCACACCCUAUAGCAACGACACUCUGAUUGUAUGUGUAUGUGUUGACCCGGCCUUCAAAUGCACUAGAUCCCAAACUGAUCAAGAAUAUAUGGGAUGAUCCACAGAAGACCCACCCCCACUAACAACAUCCUGUGACCAGACACCACAGGCACAAUGGAGACCUACACUAUAUUAGGAAGGUGGUCAUAAUGUUAUGCCUGAUCGGCGAACGCGAUGCUAGUUUUAAUGAUUAAUCACACAGUCCGUCCAGCUGCUACAGUUUAAAUCCUGCUGCCGUUACUUUAUUUUCUACUUUCUUGUCACCCAGAGAAGAGGGAACGUACGUCCUUUGUACUUGGUCCGAGUGGAUUCGAGGUUGGGGAGGAGAUGGGAACAGGAAUAGGUUUGAGUGCUGGGCACUUUAAAUUGCACUAUUUUCAGUCAGAUAUGUGUGUAAUACUCACAGGAAUGUACUCACGUCUUUAAAAAAAAACAACAACAAAAAAAACUUGAAGCAUUACUACGAUGAUUUAACAUGAACACACAUGAAAGGGUCAGACGUUUUUAACGAAACACCUGCUCAGGUGUCGUCUUUGUUUCGAUAGUUUGCAAAUUUCUUCCCGACAGGUCGCUGUUGCUUCUGUGAAAUAUUCCCGAGUUACUGAAGCCAUUUUCAUGAUGAUCUAAGAUGCACUUUAACAGAAACCUGACAGACGACGAGGAGGGAAAAAAAGCAAAAAAACAAAAGCUCAGCUGGCUCUGAAUGCCGACGUUACGUACAUUCGAGUUCAGUUUUUCUUUUGAUUUACAUUUAUGGAAACGCAAUCUGAUGUCGCAACAUAAUCUGUAGUUGUAUUGUACUCACUGUGUGUCGUCCCUUCAUCGUUGUGUACUGAAUAUCUGAGGAGCUCUCAGUGCUUGGACGUCCGUGCAAAAAACACGUUGGAAAUGUUAAAAACACGAAUUGUGAAGCUUUUGUUUUGUGAAUAAACCUGAAGUUGGUCCUUUAACGUGA